AUGGGCAAAGCCAUCUCCCUGCUCCGGCCACCGCAACCAGCUCGAGAGGACGAGGCGGAGAUGAUGGAGCUGAGGAAGCGCCCGAGGCCGCGGCGCGUCGACCCGGACUUCGUCACGUCCCCGCCUCCCCUGCCGCCGAGGAAGCGGGCGCGGAAGCAGGCAGCGGCGCAGAAGCUGGUCGAGGCCGCGGGUGCUCCGAAGCGGCAGCCGCCGAGGAAGGGGGCCAGGUGCGCUGCGGUGGGCAUCGGGUGCCCCGUCGCGGGGCUCCAUCCGGCGACGUGCAGCCGGCAGCCGCCGCUGCGCACGUCGACGCGCGUCCUCUUCCGCCCGCGCCAUCCAUUCCAGUGGUACGAGCCGGACAUGUGGACGGAGGUGGCCAAGCACCUCUGCGGCUUCGACCUGCUCCGCCUCUCCUCCACCUGCCGCUGGUUCCGCCGCCUCCUCGCCGACGACUCCAUCUGGCGCUACGCCUUCUUCCGCGACCUCAACCUCUUCGACACCAACCCGCGCGCUCAUCGCCCGCUCUUCCGCUCCUGGCGCUGCCUCUACUUCGCCGCCUUCGAUGGCUCCCACGCCUUCUCGUUCUGCCAGAACGGCGAGCACCGAAGUUCGUGGCGGAUCGGGUCAUUCGUGCAGGACUCGCCGGACAUGGUGCUGAUCGGGAGGCUGCCGCUGCCGAAGUGGCUGCCGUCGGAUCCCGAGGACGCACGGCUCACCAUCGCGAUACUGGGCGCCUGCAAGCUCCUCAACGUCCGCCCCGGGAUCUGGAUCACCGACAUGCAUGUGAUGCGAUGCCCCUUGUGCAACCGCAACAGCUGCCGAGGGAACAAGCAGAUCCUGGAAGCACGUCACUCUGAGCUGUUCCUGGAGAAGGCGUACUGGGACGAGACCUUGGAGUACGAGAACCUCGGCGAGAACUUCCAGGACGAGGAGGUCGCCGCCGCCUUCUGUGCCGUCGUGAACGCGAAGCAGUUCGCUUCUCCAUCCACUGCAACUGUUCUCAACAGGGCCUGGGCCGGGAAGCGCGAUGACCCGAUGACCAGGCACUGUGCUUCCGCAACCGCCGCCGCCAUCCACACCAACCUCCAGAGCAACGGAGGCCUGCUAUCGACGUUCGAGGCGAUGCGGGACACGGGCAGGGACGGACAGAUCGUGUCCGUCAGGAUCUCCCAGGUGCUCUUCUGAUUGUACCCUCCACCCUGAAUGUAUUAAAGCUGCCUUGGCUGCUGUGAUUUAUGCUAGAGUAGGCCAGGCGCUCUGUUAUUGGCUUAUUAUUGCUGCAUUCCUGUCUAUACUGUAGAGAGAAAGUUGAGCAGAUUUCCGGCUUAAUGUAAUGCCGUACGAUUUUGUGAACUUCGCGUGCACUGCGGUCCUUAUUAGUAUUGUAUAAGUACUGGAAUCUGCUUUUUUUGCUUAAAGGUUAUACUCCCUCCGUCCCUUUAAAAGAGUCGUUCAAGGAUUCAAAUGUUGUUCCAGAAAAAACGUCGCUGAGCUGUGUUACAGGUCCUAGAUUGCUUGUACUACUAGUAAUACUUUUUACCAGCUAUAAUAGGCUUUUUACCAGCUAUAAUAGGGGUAUGCAGGUACUUUAUCA
Messenger RNA from Sorghum bicolor (sorghum), 1594 nucleotides. Its product is annotated as probable F-box protein At5g36000. Gene Ontology annotation, molecular function: protein binding. Lineage: Eukaryota; Viridiplantae; Streptophyta; Magnoliopsida; Poales; Poaceae. The record is from RefSeq and is a predicted model, not a curated record. Gene Ontology annotation, cellular component: nucleus. Gene Ontology annotation, biological process: reproductive system development. Bases 1 to 1185 code for a protein of 394 amino acids. The transcript is spliced from 8 exons.